Molecule: messenger RNA, 2121 nt
Organism: Candoia aspera
Lineage: Eukaryota; Metazoa; Chordata; Lepidosauria; Squamata; Candoiidae
Product: keratin, type I cytoskeletal 18-like
Exons: 8
Coding region: 43-1299 (418 amino acids)
Cellular component (GO): cytoskeleton
Molecular function (GO): structural molecule activity
Source: RefSeq, a predicted model, not a curated record
GAUAUAACAAGGCGAUGGACCCCAAGGAGCCCAGGUAGCGCAAUGGCUUACGCUUUCUCUUAUCCCCGGAAUGGCUCCCUCUCGGCGGGCUCCGUGCGUCUCUUCCCCGGUUCUUCUGCUGCUUCCGUGCGUGGCAACUCCAGCGGUUCCGACGUUCUGUUAACCCGAAUACGUGGGGCGCUCCCGGCGGCCCGAGCCAGUGUAGCGGCGGCUCCUUUCUUGGUGGGCCCGGGCCGGCAGCAGGAGGCGCUGCAGGGGUUAAACGAGCGCCUGGCCGGCUACCUGCAGCGGGUGCGGGGGCUAGAGGCAGCCAAUCGAGCCCUGGAGGAGGAGAUCGCCGCCACCCGGUCGAGCAAGGCUGGGGCACUUGGCCGUAAAGACUGGGAAGCCUGCGAGCAGCCCCUGGCCGAGCUGCGCAAGCAGGUUGAAGACCUCAGUAUGGAGAAUGUCAGGCUGCUUCUGCAAAUUGAUAAUGCCAGGCUGGCAACGGAUGACUUUAAGCAGAAGCUGGAAGCAGAACAGGCUGUAUGUGACAGUGUCCAGAAGGACACCCAAGGGUUGCGCAAAAUCAUAGAUGACACCAACUUCCUACGUUUGCAGCUGGAAGGGGACCUGGAAUCCCUCAGAGAGGAGCUGGCUCACUUGCGCAAAAGCCACAAGGAAGAAGUGGAGGCUCUCAAUGCUCUGGUGGCCAAGUCUGAUGUAACAGUUCAAGUUGACAACCCACAGAAGCAUGACCUGAGUGAGACCAUUGCUGAGAUACGCAACCAGUAUGAGCAAAUGGCUGAGCAGAAUCGUGCUGAUACAGAGAACUGGUACAGAACCAAGGUUGACUCCAUGUCCCAAGAGGCCAACAUGAACACUCAAGCCCUUGAGCAGGCCAGGAGCGAAUUGUCAGAGCUUCGUCGGCAGUUGCAAGGCCUGGAGAUUGAACAUCAGACUCUCCAGAAAAUGGUGGACGCUCUGGAGAACACACUGAAAAACACAGAAGAUCACUAUCACAGUGGCCUGGCCAAUCUGAACCAAGUUAUUGCUAAUCUGCAAGAGGACCUGGCAGCCUGUCGGGCCGAUCUGGAGGCACAGUCCGGAGACUAUGAAAUACUUCUGGACCUCAAGACAAAGCUAGAGAAUGAGAUUGGACACUACCGCACUUUGAUCGAGGGUGUAACAGACAGAGAUGUGUUGAACUCAGGAAAAGCAGUGAUCAGGAGCCAAGCGAUUAAAAAGAUUGUGGUCAUUACACACGAAAUUGUGAAUGGGCAAGAUGUGACCCAGAGAUCUGAAGAAAUAAUUCAAUAGGAUUUCCUAAUACUUUACUCCUCCAUCAACAAUCUCUUCUUCUGUUGACUAAAAUAACAAUGAGCAAUUCAACAUCCUGUUGUGGUAUUUGCCAACCUGGUCAUAUUGAGUUUUUAAAAAAUCAACAUUACUUAUAAUAGAGAUUGAAGCUUGCUUAAAUGAUAGCCACAUUGCUACUGAUCUUGUGCAGUUAUGUGUCUUCCUCUCUUCACAAUCUUCUGAAAAUUUGGGCAUAAUUCCUAUAUAUUUGAAAGGGGUGGGGCAGGCAAAUCCACAUAUAUCCUCCAAAGAGACAAAGAAAUGGCAAGGGCUUCAAUGUUUUUCAGAGUUGUACUGAUGAUUUCCUACUAUGCUGGAAAUACAGUAAAAAUCUGGCUAAAAAUAAAAGGUAUCUUAUUCACCAUAGUAGCAUUUCACUUCUUUGCUAAUGUUUUAAGUGCUUGAGCUUCAUCUGUAUGGAGACUUUGGUUCAAACUUGUCAGAUUUCUUCUCCUUUACAACUUGAGUAUAUUUAUCAAUUGAGGGAAUGCAUUAAAGGCUGCUGGUUAUAUAUUUCUCUCCCAUAAACCUUUUCUGAUUCUGUUAAGCAUAAACAAGUAAUAAUGAAUACCAUAAAUCAUGCUGGGUAAGAUAGAAAGAUCUCCUUUAUUAAUGAACCCAACAAUAUUUCUUCAGAUACAGGAAUUGUGAACUCAAAAUAUCUGGAAGAAAAACAAGUUAAUAUUGCAUUAUGACCAUAAGAAAUACUGCCAACUCAUAACCGGUAAACAUAUUGCAAAGCAAAACAGCUUGAAAAAGGGGAGCAGGGAGGGGAAAAGAAAA